Messenger RNA from Paraglomus occultum, 1293 nucleotides. Lineage: Eukaryota; Fungi; Glomeromycota; Glomeromycetes; Paraglomerales; Paraglomeraceae. The record is from the annotation of a GenBank genome assembly.
AUGCUGAGCAAAAAAAGCCUAGCGUCAUGGAUACCGUUAAUCGUGCAUGGGUGUAUUCUUGGAAUUGUAUUUUAUGCGGUGAACAAGGCAGUGCCCGAUGCAUACAUGGAUGAAAUAUUCCAUGUUCCACAAGCACAAAGAUACUGCAAUGGAGAUUAUUACACUUGGGAUCCCAAAUUGACUACUCCACCUGGAUUAUACAUAAUCUCAAACCUUCUAGUAACCCUUUUAUCUACAGUGCCUCCAUCUUCACCUUCUAUAUUCUGCUCCACUCAAUUUCUCCGAAUGACCUCUUUACUAUUUACGAUAAUGAUUUCUUACCUACUUCCUCAUCUUCUCCAUUCUCUCCAUCCAUCGGUAUCUCCAUAUUCAUUGCGGACGAUAAUGGAAUCGAUUGUGAUAUCGUCAUUCCCAGUGUUAUGGUUUUAUAGCUUUUUGUAUUAUACUGACACUGGAUCAACUUUUUUUGUGUUGGCUGGAUAUUAUUUGGAGAGGGUUGGAAAGUAUGGUCCGAGUGCUAUGACCAACAUAAUAUGGGCAUGCUUUGUGGCUGGAGAUAUAGUUUCUUCCAUUCUUUCCCCAGUUAUCUUUUCCUCACCACCCAGCGAAAGAGAUUCGUUCGUAGAACGGUGGAUAAAGAUUGCAGAAAACGUUGUAAGCGGAAUACAAAGUAAUUUGAAGAUAUUAGUGAAGAGAACAAUUCCAUACUUUGUCGUUGUGCUCUUGGUGGGAGUAUUUUUCGUGUGGAACGGAAGCAUUGCACUCGGCGAUAAAACGAAUCAUGUAGCUAUUUUACACAUCCCCCAGGUAUAUUAUUUCAUUGCAUUCACAGCUGUUCUCUCACUUCCUCUCACCAUGAUCCAUCCGAGCGAUCUGUACGAUUUAAGAUAUGAACACCCAUUUCUGUUGAGUGACAAUAGACAUUAUUCGUUUUAUGUCUGGAAAAAGAUAUACAAAAGACAUCCGUCGGUUAAAUACUUGCUGAUUCCGGCAUACUUUACGGCUUUGCAAAUAAUUCUCAGACCACUGACUGCGUGUAGGUCGUCGUUAUGGAUGCUGACCUUUGCUACCGCCGUCUGCCUGACUCUGGUUCCAUCCCCAUUGUUUGAAUUCAGAUACUUUAUCAUUCCGUAUAUUAUCUAUCGUUUAAACAUCAGGCCACCAUCGGCAACACGACUAUUGCUUGAAUUUAUGGCCUACUCUGUUGUAAACGCAGUCACAUUGUAUUUGUUCAUUUACAAACCGUUUAAAUGGGAAUCAGAGCCCAGCCAGCUUCAAAGAUUCUUGUGGUAG